AUGUCCAUCCUCAUCACCGGAGCUGGGGGCUACGUCGGCCAGGAAUUGGCCGCGGGUCUGCUUGCAAGCACACCUGCUACAACAACCGUGACCAUAACCGAUAUGGUCGAGCCCGAGAUCCCAGAGUCAGCUGCACAGAAUGCAAGCCGCCUGAGCACAGUCAAGGCAGACCUCACCUCACCCCAAGAGGUCGACGAAUUGAUCAACGAAUCCCGCCCCUACGAAACAGUCUACAUCCUGCACGGCAUCAUGUCCGGCGGCUCAGAGGCCAAUUUCGAGCUGGGAGUCCGGGUCAACCUCGACUCUGUGAGAUACAUUCUCGACCGGCUACGCAAGACCAUGCCCGGAACGAAAGUGGUUUUCACAUCCUCAUUGGCAGUCUACGGCCCUGCAGCCCCAGGAUUCGUCAUUGACGAGACAAAUUUCCCACCCGUACCUUCAUCUUCAUAUGGAUCGCAGAAAUUGAUCGUCGAGACUCUACUGAAUGACUACUCGCGCCGAGGAUUCCUAGACGGCCGAUGCGUGCGCCUUCCCACAGUCACAGUGAGAGCCGGAAAGCCUACACAGGCUGCUAGCAGCUUCGCGAGUGAUAUCAUUCGUGAGCCGUUCCAUGGCAAGAAGGCUAUUCUCCCCGUAGCCAAGGAAACGGAAAUGUGGAUUUGCUCGCCGCAUACUGUGAUCAAGAACUUGAUCCAUGCUCGUACUGUUCCUAAGGAGGCAUUUGGCGAGUCCAGAUCUGUUAAUCUGCCUGGAUUGAAGGUCAGUAUUCAGCAGAUGUUGGAUGCGCUACUGGAGGUCGGUGGUAAGGAGCGUCGGGCUCUUGUUGAGGAGAAAUAUGAUGCUGCUACCGACAAGAUCGUGCAAUCGUGGACUCCGCAGUUUGAUACUGCACGUGCUUUCAAGUUGGGAUUCUCGGCUGAUAUUUCGAUGGAGGAGAAUAUCAGACAGUUUGCCAGUCGAUUUGUAUAA
This is a messenger RNA of Penicillium arizonense, 969 nucleotides long. Its product is annotated as SDR family oxidoreductase. Lineage: Eukaryota; Fungi; Ascomycota; Eurotiomycetes; Eurotiales; Aspergillaceae. The record is from RefSeq and is a predicted model, not a curated record. The coding region runs from base 1 to 969 and encodes 322 amino acids. The transcript has a single exon.